AUGUUUUCCAAAUUGUCCCUGUUGGCCGUGGUUCUCGCUUUUGGCCUGGUUUCUGGCCUCAGCCUUAGCCUCACGCUAAAGCCCAGCAAGCUGCAGUUGCCGACCAACAAGAAGAUCCUCGGUCUUCAGCAGCAGACGGAGGAGCUGGCUGCUCGGGAUCCUGGCACUUCGAUUGCCUGUUUCGACUACUAUCGACCACUUAUCAACGCAGUGGCGGCCCAGUACGAGCAGGACUACAACAAGUGCGAGAAGGACUUCGAAAACGGCAAGGAACUGGUCUUCGCCGCCUGGAACAGCACUCUCUUCAACAUUCAGGCUUCUGGUGAUAGUGGCUGCAACACCUUCUUCGAGUGCUCCUCCAUCGUGGAGGCCGUGCAAGCCUUCGACUGCUUCGCCAAAGUCGGAGCCGAGCAAUCGAAAAUCAUGUACCAAGUGUCGGCAAAUGCCACCGAAGCCGCUGCCCAGAUCACUAUCCAUUUGCAGACUUUGGAGAGCCAGGUGGAAAUCUGCUUCAACUAUGCCUCGAAGGAUUACGUUGAGGGCACCGCCCGCUACUACGAUGAACUUACCGAUUGCCUUGCGGGAGCUCCGAUUCCGAAGGAAACCACUGCAAAUUGGUAUUAUACCACAUAG
This is a messenger RNA of Drosophila santomea, 633 nucleotides long. RefSeq lists its product as uncharacterized. The record is from RefSeq and is a predicted model, not a curated record. Bases 1 to 633 code for a protein of 210 amino acids. Lineage: Eukaryota; Metazoa; Arthropoda; Insecta; Diptera; Drosophilidae. The transcript has 2 exons.